AUGGCAGUACUUCGUGAUCUAGUAGAACAGUAUCCCUUUCUCGCAAUGGAUACCGAAUUUCCUGGUGUGGUUGCUAGACCGAUCGGAAAUUUUCGAACAAGUUCAGAUUAUCAUUAUCAAACACUUCGAUGUAACGUUGAUUUGUUAAAGAUUAUUCAAUUAGGAAUUACGUUUGCAGAUGAAAAUGGAACUUUACCACGAGAUACUUGUACAUGGCAAUUUAAUUUUAGAUUUAAUUUGGCAGAUGAUAUGUACGCUCAAGAUUCAAUUGAUCUAUUGACAAAGUCGGGAAUUGAUUUUAAACGACAUGAAGAUUAUGGAAUAAAUGUCGACCAUUUUGGAGAAUUGUUAAUCAGUUCAGGUUUCGUGUUGCUGGAUGAUGUAAAAUGGAUAUCUUUUCAUAGUGGUUACGAUUUUGGCUACCUUCUGAAAGUUCUUACUUGUUCUCCACUUCCAGCUGAAGAAACCGAAUUCUUUGAUCUUCUGAAAACGUAUUUCCCAUGUAUAUAUGAUAUAAAGUAUCUUAUGAAAAGUAUUAAGAAUUUAAAAGGAGGAUUACAGGAUAUUGCUGAUGAUUUACAGGUUUCUCGAAUUGGGCCACAACAUCAAGCUGGUAGUGAUAGCCUUUUAACUGCUACCACAUUUUUCAAGAUGCGUCAAACGUUUUUCAACGAUAAAAUUGAUGAUCAAAGAUUCUUGGGAUAUCUUUAUGGUCUUGGGAGUGGUAUUUCUACCCCUAAUGUGACAAAUAUCACGAUUGGAACUCCACCGAUCACAAAUAUCACAAUUGGAACAAAUGCAGUUGCAAUCAUUAAUACCAAUACAUCCAAUAAUAAUACACCUGUUGCAACUACUAAUGGAAAAGUGCAUAAUAGGGAAAUCAUUCCUGAAACAAGAAAAUUUUAG
This is a messenger RNA of Diversispora eburnea, 906 nucleotides long. The record is from the annotation of a GenBank genome assembly. Lineage: Eukaryota; Fungi; Glomeromycota; Glomeromycetes; Diversisporales; Diversisporaceae.